CAUUGUAUUCCCCUUGUAUGAGAUAGCCAUAAUAACCCAGUAUCACUAGCCAUCAAGCCGUGUGGGCACACGGGGUUCAUAUAUACAAGAUGUCAUCCCGCUCUACCUCUGCCAUCAUCGCCAGAGCGGUGAGCGGGCGCCACUUGCUCAAGAUCGACGGGUACUCUCACACCAAGGUGGUCACCAAUGCUAGCUACAUCCAAUCCUGCACUUUUGACGUCGGAGGUCACAGCUGGCGCAUCAACUAUUACCCCAACGGCCUUCGAUCAGAUAGUACUGAUUACAUAUCUGUCUUCAUUCAGCUUGUCAGUAUUAGCAGGGAUUUGCCGGUCGUGCCAAUCUUACAGGGCAUCUCAGCACAAGGCUCGCUCAGUUUACUGGACCUGGAUGGGAAACCAGUGCCAUCAUAUACCAACACCUUCAAUAGAAGUUUCACAACCUCUGAAGGAAGCUGGGGCUGGUACACUUACAUCGCAAGGUCGGCGCUGGAGAACUCAGGUUACCUCAAGGACGAUUGCUUCACUCUCAUGUGCGACAUCAACGUCACGGAGCUGCGCGCCAAGGAAACAAGGGAUUCUGAUUUCGCCGAUCUCAUGUGGAAGAAGGGGGAAACAGAUGUGACCUUUGAGGUGCGCGGUGAGACAUUCACCGCCCAUCGAUGGGUGCUGGCUUCCCGAAUUCCCAUCUUGAAGUUGAAGGCAGCAGAAGCAGAGCUCCUUGGCGUGCCAGAAAGGGAGAAGAAGAAUACGCCCAUGACCACCGUAAGGAUCGACGACAUGGAGGCAAAAGUGUUCAAGGCUUUGCUCCACUACAUAUACACCGAUGCAUUGCCUGAUGAGAUGAACAAGGUAGAUGAGGCGGCAACAACAAUGACGCACGGAUUGCUUGAAGCGGCGGAUAGGUACAAGAUGGAGAGGCUGAAGAUUAUCUGCGAGGACAUGAUGUGCAAACAUGUCUCCACGAGCACGGUGAUAACCACGCUGGUGUUAGCGGAGCAGCACCGCUGCCCGAGGCUCAAGGCCGCGUGCAUCAACUUCCUCAUCUCUCCCAAGAAUAUGAGCGUCGUCUUGGAAAAUGGCGGUUUCAAGCAUUUACAGAGGAGCUGCCCCUUUGUCCUGAUGGACCUCAUAGAAAGGGCAGAAGCGGCCUGAGACUCGGAGAGGCAAUGAGUACCACUCUUCUAGUUGUCAAUGCAGUGUUGGUCAAUGUCAGAAGUACUACUGGUGACAAUCAACUAUGCUCCAUACUACUAAUAAUAUACUGUUAGGUUGAUCUCUUUCGUAUGGGCCCAACGGCCCACCGGGCCCUUGAUCCAUGCGCCCUGAUCGGGGACGCCCAACCCGUUAUGGUUGGUGGGCUCCUGUGACAAUCAACUAUGCUCCAUACUACUAAUAAUA
Messenger RNA from Hordeum vulgare subsp. vulgare (domesticated barley), 1397 nucleotides. Its product is annotated as BTB/POZ and MATH domain-containing protein 2-like. Bases 90 to 1151 code for a protein of 353 amino acids. Gene Ontology annotation, biological process: protein ubiquitination. Gene Ontology annotation, molecular function: protein binding. The record is from RefSeq and is a predicted model, not a curated record. The transcript has a single exon. Lineage: Eukaryota; Viridiplantae; Streptophyta; Magnoliopsida; Poales; Poaceae.